Trichoplax adhaerens is the source of this 1869-nucleotide messenger RNA. RefSeq lists its product as uncharacterized. The record is from RefSeq and is a predicted model, not a curated record. The transcript has 12 exons. Gene Ontology annotation, molecular function: protein binding. Lineage: Eukaryota; Metazoa; Placozoa; Uniplacotomia; Trichoplacea; Trichoplacidae. The coding region runs from base 1 to 1869 and encodes 622 amino acids.
AUGGUAUUAAUUUUGGGCUAUAUUCUUCAGUACUUUUUCUUAUGCAUUACUCUAACACGUAGUGAACAAGACACAGCAGUAAGCGAAUAUCAAUGGUCUCGAUGGCAAAGCUGUUCAGAGGAAGUAUUAACAAAUCAAACGAACAACAAUGACCAAUUAUUAUGGCAGUUAGACAAUCCGAUCUAUAUGUGCGAUUAUUCUUCUGACCAAAUUUCUUGGUUGAUAUCACCAACCUUCGCUGUAUUACCCAAUAAGAAAAUUACAGUUCAUAUCCAAUAUAUUAAAGCUCCUAAUAUCACCGUCGGUGAUGAUAGCAUUCCAGAAUUGCAAGCCAUUGUUGUCCCUUCAGCUAAAGUUUCUGAAAGCCAAUUCUGUCAGCAAACCAGCCAAGUUAGUGAUAAAUAUAUUCAACUGAAAAGGGAAUCAAAUAUUGCUACUGAGUUAGCUCUAGAAAAGGAAAAGAAUUUAAAAAAUCACGCGCAUCAUUUACAAAAUGUCGAAGAGAUGGAUAUGGACAUUAAAUCGACGCCAAAGCUUGUUUAUGCUCGUUUAAUAAUUCAAAAUAAUCGUUCAUGCAGUCAAGUUAAUUCCGUUAGAAUAAUCAAUACCGUCUGUGAAAAAAUUAUUGCCGAAGGAGCAAUAUUUCCUGAAAGCAACCCUCCUUCUGUUCAAAAUGGUCCAAAAUUAGUCAUAGGCCAUUGCACAGGAUCGGUAGUGGCUAAUGUAUCGAAACCAGUAGCAUGGUGUCAACCCGAUGGAAAUUGGAGUCAUUUUAUUAAUGCUUGUCGCUGCCCUCGUGGUAAGGAGCGCAGGCAGCAAUAUUGUGUCAAAUGCCAGAUAAACUACUACAAGCCCAAUUCUUCUGCUUUACCUUGUUUACCAUGUCCAGCUAAUACUUCGACUACAGUAAGAGGAUCCGUCAAAUGUAUUUGCAAUUCCAAGCAAAUUAAACUAAACUCUCAGCUGCCUUGCCAACCUAUUCCUAAAUGCAAAGUCAGAUUUUCCUCAGCCAAUACCAGCAGCUUAAUCCAAGUUUUGAGCUUUGGAUCCAGGAAAACAAGAGCUAUGACAUUUCGAUUGCAGUGUCGGAAUUGCUCAGUAUCUGGAAUCCAAUACAAUCGUAAUUUAAAACUAAAGACUAGGAUAAAAAUAAAUUCCCUCCUUCCAAAUGCAAUGUACGUGAUUAAAAUUUCGCCUAUCGUUAUUGCGAAUGGUAAAAAGUACCUAAAAAUGCCUUGUGCCACCUUGAAGAUAAAAACAAAAGAUGGAGUUCCUGGAGCACCACGCCAAGUUCAUGUACUACAGGAUAAAUUCUAUCCAUUAAUCUACAUUACCUGGAAACCUCCGAGAGUAUCUAAUGGGCUAAUCAUAAAAUAUCGAAUACUUUGCCGUCGUCUACUAGAAAAUCAUGCUACGUUAUCUACGCUAGCCAAAGAAGAAAUAUUUGUGCAAGAAGUUGACGGAGUUGUUCAAUUUGCUAAUAUCUCACAUCUGAGACCAAGAUCUCACUACUCGAUCACGAUUAGUGCCACCACGAAAUUAGGACAAUAUGGACCACAAAGCUAUCCAGCGUUUAUCCACAUAGGACCAGUAAUUUCUGAUGAUACCAAAACAGAUGCUAUUCGUCUAUCCCUGGCUCCCUUGAUUAUCGGAGGAUUUACUGCCGGAGCUAUGCUUAUUGCUGUCCUUAUUGUGAUAUUAAAGUUUGGCGGCAUACCAAAGUUUUCUCUGAAUGAUGGAUUAAGCGCUAUUUGUCGAAAUUACUGGAUUAAUAAUUAUUGUUGCUGCUGUAGAAGGCGAUCAGCUUUUUCCGAUACUAGCGAUAAAAAUGAAUUAGAUGAAACUGAUCUGGAAGACACUAUCAUUUAG